AUGGUUUUCUCUCAUUGGUUUUAUCUUUCCCCCCUAAUUCUCAAGGCUGUUCUUGCACAGUCUCCAUCCCUGCCUUCAGUGACGUCAGCCAACUUGACCAAAGAACGCACAUAUGAAGAACUUGUAACUUUGGCAAGUGCCGCGAUUGACAUAGACACGGACGCUGUACCACCAAAUAGCAAUGGAAUCUUGACGUUUGGUGACCACUUUUCGAUAACACCUGUUCUCCACUCCCAGAUGGCAGAAUACGAUAUCCUAACCCACAACACCACAUAUCGAGAUUUUUUGCAAGUUCAGCUGACUCAGGUGUCGGCAGAAGUAAUGAAUGCAUCAGAUUAUCAGUGUCAGCCCUUCCUUCUAUUCGAAACUUUUUGUUGCAUCAUCAUUUCAACGGGUUCCUACAUACUUAAAUCGCACUCUGUAUGGAGGGAGUAUGGAUAUGCCGCCAGCAAAGCAUAUAUCGCCUAUCAAGAUGACCGCUACAUGACGAUAGCGCAACAGUUAUGGGAUUUUGGGAGGUCAUACUCCAUCUCAGACGAAGAAAUUGAAUCUAAGAAAUCGGCUCGAAAGUCCCUAUCUCUUCGAACCGAAUGCAAUGGAAAAUCAUUACUCGGUGGCGUAUUCUCAAACACGAAUUCGACGAACGGGUUGGUGGAUUCUUCCCCUUCCGCGGCCUUCUUUACCCUGUCAGCCUUAUUGGGGGAGUUAACCUCGAACAACACGUACACUCAAUACGCCAACCGAACCCUACAAUUUCUCAAGAAUUUCUCAUACUUUCCCCACUCAAACGGCCCUCAAAACGAGAAAUCCGUCUUUGCCUUGGAGAAUGUCAAUGAUGGCUUCUGCCUUAGUACAGGUUUUCCGGCAUGGUUUCCAGAUACCGGAACUAUCAUUGAGGGACUGUCUAUCCUCGCGUCUAGCACAAAUGAUACAUCGAUCGAUGGCCUCCUUCAAGACGCAAUCAAUUCUUCCACCGUCUACCGGGACAGUAAACAGCUGGAUGGGGUGAUACAAUUGUCAGGGGUACCAUUGGGCUUUCCAUCAGGUGACGCGUACCUGGUACGAGGGCUUGCGACGGCGUACAAGAGGAAUCAAGUCCAUCCGACGAUGAGGGAAUAUGUGAAAGAAUUCAUCACUGUUCAAUAUAAUGCCCUGCUCGACAAUUCGACCCUCGAACAAUCAAAUAUAUACGUAGACCCAGGGACCGGACCUCUCGACCGAAUACCGCAACGAAGUCUCAGCAAAUCAAACCAAACAUACGCUGCUAUGGUCUUUGUUCAGGCUAUCAAUCCCGACAACAGCACGAGUCCAGGAGGCAAUGGCAAGCCACCGUCAGGAACAGGUUCAGGAGCGUCAUCACCCGGGACCAAAAACGCGACCAAAUCUGGCGAAAUAGCAGGAGGAGUUGUCGGGGGUUUAGCAUUCAUUGGCCUGCUUUCGGGGUUGACCGCAUGCCUUUGUAUUCGCAGAAGGAGGAGGAGGCGGGGACUCGGGAAACUUCCAUCUAUAUCAUACCUGAUCUCUCCAUUCCAGAUACCAGGUUCCAGCGGCGACACUUCUCCCAUAUCACCGAUAACUCGAGUUAAACGCAAACAGUGGUUGAGUACUUUGUACUCUCCGCAAGGGGACAGGACCACCCCUGGGACAUCUCCGGUAUCUCUGGUAUCACGAGGAAUGCGUGUGAAAUCUCGGUUAUGUCCUCCUCCGAGGUCUCCUGUCCAAGAACCUACCGUGACGCCCUCAAAUGUUCAACGGGAGGUCGGAGAAGUCGAUUCUGGUGUCCCACUCAACGAGGACCCACACGCGAGGUUCAAUAUCAUGUCGACGGCAGAGAUGGCUAGAAUCUUGAACGCGCGGUUACAAGCUGAAUCCUUGCAAAAUGAAAUGCCGCCAGCGUAUCCGGAGAGUCAGAUUGGGUAG
Messenger RNA from Marasmius oreades (fairy-ring Marasmius), 1920 nucleotides. RefSeq lists its product as uncharacterized. The record is from RefSeq and is a predicted model, not a curated record. The transcript is spliced from 11 exons. Gene Ontology annotation, biological process: carbohydrate metabolic process. NCBI's taxonomy places the organism in Eukaryota, Fungi, Basidiomycota, Agaricomycetes, Agaricales, Marasmiaceae. Bases 1 to 1920 code for a protein of 639 amino acids.